CAGACGCUGAACAAUGCCGCCCAAACAGAACAAUUUAAAGCUUCCAGCUAAGCUCAUUGAUGAGCUGGGAGGACAAGAUGCUCUCUCUGGAGAUUCUAAACGACGUUUUCACACAGCGACGAGAAAGGAAAAUAGGAAAGCAGAGCGAGCACAGAAGAAGGCCUUGAGAAAUGGACCUCCUCCACAAAAGAGAUUGAAGUCACAGCAUACACAAGGCCCGGAUGCGCCCUACGAUAGACCUCCUGCCCUUCCACAACCUCCUCCGCGCAUGAAGCCUCUUCAGGAUGACGCCGAAAACAUUCCUCCAAAACCGAAAUCGAUUUUGAAGCGCACAAAUAAAGAAGACCCCGUCCCUCCUAAGGCUCGUUCGAUUUCACCACCUGUGAAGAUAUCAAAAUCUGUUAAGGAUAAAUUAGCUGAGGACGAUGCGGAAAUUGCUGCUUUAGAACGGAAAUUGGGCCUGAAAGGGAAGAAACGCCUGCCGCAGUCCUUCAAGGAUGAUGGUCUUGAUGCGCUUCUGGAAGGCCUGGACGAGGAUUCAGAUUCAGAUGCUCACCAGAAAAAGAAGAGAAAGGCCGAGGGAGACGAAUGGCUUGAGCGAAAGCGACAGGAAGCAAGACGAGCAAAGGGUCUGGAUGUCAGUACAGACGAGGAAAGCCAAAGCCAAACCGACGAUGGGGAAUUCGAUGAUGAGGAUUCGGAAGAAGAUGAUCAGCACGACGAUGAUGAUGGAGCAUCUGAUAUGUCAUUGGAUGGACCUGAAUUCCCAGAUGAUGUCUCGGAGGACGACUUGAGCGAUCAGGCGGACGAGGAGACACUCGACACGGAGGAUGAUUUUGCCGGCUUCGAAUCUGACGAAGACGGCUCGGAAAAUGAAGCAUCCCCAGAAACUCAGCCACGAGUUCGUGAGAAUCCUUACGUUGCGCCUACGGCUGGAAGCGAUGCACCGUCUACGAAGUAUAUUCCACCAUCCUUACGGAAACUUUCGUCCUCAGACUCGGACAUUUUAGUUCGUCUACGGCGACAGACACAGGGCUUGAUAAACAGAUUGACAGAAGCCAACUUGAUCUCCAUCCUUGGGGAAGUUGAGAAGCUCUACCGUGAGAACGCUCGCCAGCACGUUACAUCAACGCUCGUGGAUGUUCUCUUGACGUCGGUCUGCGAACCCACAACCCUGCCCGAUACCCUUAUUAUCCUCCCUGCUGGGUUUAUCGCGGCGGUCUACAAGAUUAUUGGCACGGAUUUUGGCGCCCAAGUCAUCCAGAGAAUAGUUGAGCUCUUUAACGAGCAUUAUCAGCGUGCAACCGACGCCCAGGAAGGGUCGGCUGCUCCCACAUCUGAUAUCAGUAAAGAGACAUCAAAUCUUAUCAUGCUACUCUCAGAGAUGUAUAAUUUCCAAGUAGUUGGAAGCAACCUUGUUUUCGAUUAUAUCAGACUCCUGUUGGGCAAGCUAUCAGAGUUAAAUGCCGAAUUGCUAUUGAAGAUAAUUCGCACAUCUGGUCCACAGCUACGCCAAGAUGACCCAACAUCACUCAAAGAUAUCGUUGCAUUGCUUCGCCCUGGCACUGCAGCUGUCGGCGGGGAAAUGUCAGUGCGAACGAAAUUCAUGAUCGAAACUAUCAACGAUCUCAAGAACAACCGGAUGAAGACCGGUAGUGCUGCAUCAGCGGUUACGUCGGAGCACACGAUCCGUAUGAAGAAGAUUCUGGGGACCCUGAACACGCGGAAUAUCAAGGGCAGUGAGCCACUGCGUAUUGGACUCAAAGAUAUCCAGGAUUCUGACAAGAAAGGAAAAUGGUGGCUUGUUGGUGCUAGUUGGUCAGGACCGACCGAAGAAGAAAUCCAUGAUUCCGCAGCCGCCGUGUCUGGCACUGCUAAGCGGCCUCGAGUCGAAGACUCCGGGACGUCAGAUCUUGCUCAACUUGCCAGGGAACAACGCAUGAAUACGGAGGUCCGGCGUGCCAUCUUCAUCGCUAUAAUGUCUGCAUCAGACUACCAGGACGCUUACCUGCGAAUAUCGAAGCUCCGGCUUAAGAAGAAGCAAGAAUUUGAAAUUCCCAAAGUCUUGAUCCAUUGUGCCGGGGCUGAAAAGAGCUACAAUCCAUAUUAUACAUUGAUUGCAAAGAGGCUUUGCGGCGAUACUAGGCUCAGAAAGUCGUUUCAGUUCAGCUUAUGGGAUCUCUUCAAGAGGAUGGGCGAGUCCGAUGACAGUGACGAUGUCCCAGGGGAAGAUGACCAGGAUUCGCUAGAUACGAGGCAAAUCGUCAAUCUAGCAAAAAUGUUUGGCACGCUGAUUGUUGAGGGUGGAUUGAGUCUUGCAGUUCUCAAGAAGCUGAACUUGACUUACCUCCAGCCAGGGACGAAAACUUUCAUAGAAGUGCUCUUCAUCACCUUCUUCCUCCAGUCCCAGAAACAGGCUGGGGCCAACAAGGACGAGCAGGCGGUGGCAAAUGUCAUGAUGAAAGUCAAAGGCUCUCCUCAUCUGAUCACGGGCCUGCAAUACUUCUUGAGGAAAGUUGUAAACAAAACAGAUAUAGCUGGGGGCAAAGAGCAGAAGGCUACUGUGAAAUGGGCUUGUAAAGUAGCCAUUAAUGCCCUGGAGGAGUUGGCUGUCAUUGAUACUGUGAAUAAUUGA
Amorphotheca resinae ATCC 22711 is the source of this 2635-nucleotide messenger RNA. RefSeq lists its product as hypothetical. NCBI's taxonomy places the organism in Eukaryota, Fungi, Ascomycota, Leotiomycetes, Helotiales, Amorphothecaceae. The transcript has 2 exons. The record is from RefSeq and is a predicted model, not a curated record. Gene Ontology annotation, biological process: ribosomal small subunit biogenesis. Gene Ontology annotation, molecular function: protein binding; RNA binding. Bases 14 to 2635 code for a protein of 873 amino acids. Gene Ontology annotation, cellular component: nucleolus.